Trematomus bernacchii (emerald rockcod) is the source of this 2551-nucleotide messenger RNA. RefSeq names its product zinc finger and BTB domain containing 48 (gene zbtb48). Gene Ontology annotation, molecular function: DNA-binding transcription factor activity; RNA polymerase II cis-regulatory region sequence-specific DNA binding; protein binding. Gene Ontology annotation, biological process: regulation of transcription by RNA polymerase II. The coding region runs from base 178 to 2400 and encodes 740 amino acids. NCBI's taxonomy places the organism in Eukaryota, Metazoa, Chordata, Actinopteri, Perciformes, Nototheniidae. The record is from RefSeq and is a predicted model, not a curated record. The transcript has 12 exons.
CAAGAAACGAAAACAAGGUGCAUGAAGCGGCUUUGCUACGUUUUGCAAACUAUUUGCUGGGCAACACGAAUCGGCUGCAACUUCUCAGCAAUAUAGGAAAUAAAUCACAAUUUUUUCAUCCAUACUGCAGAGGUGAUGCAGCUGUCGGUCAGCGGUAUCCCACAGUGAAACAGAGGGAUGCCUCCAGCAGAGAGCAGCCAUGCCCAGCGCGUCCUCUCCUCCCUGAACCAGCAGAGAGCGGUGGGCAGGUUCUGUGAUGCAGUGUUGAAUGUGGGAGGGGGGGUGGUCUACCUAGCCCACCGCAGCAUCCUGGCCUGCUUCAGUGACCUCUUCCAGCAGUCCAACAUGGCCUCUGCACCCUGCAUGGAGUUCUGCCUGCAGGAGUGCCCCAAAGACGGCCUGGAGCUGCUGCUGAACUUCCUCUACACCGGGGAGCUGAAGCUGGAGGCUGACAACCUGGAGAAGGUUCAGCAUGCAGCCGCCAGCCUGGGCGUUCCUGAAGCUCUCUCCCUGUGUCAGCAGUUCAAGGAGAACCCUGCUGAUUCCCAGCCUUUCAAACGUAAAAGAGGCCGACCCAGGAAGUCCACAUCCGGAGAUACGACCCCCAAUGUUCCAGUCAAAGAAGAGAACCUGCUCACAAUCACAAAAGUUGAGUCCAGCUUUGAUGCUACCACGGCUGAUUUAAGCAUGACCUCUGGAGCUGCUACCACCACCACUCGCUCUGGUCGUGUGGUGAAGGGCCCCCGGCGACUUGUGACCGAUGACAGCCAAACCACUGAUUUCACAGACCAGGAAAAAGGCGAUAAAAUGGCUCCACUUGGCCCCAACGAGGCAGAAAGUGGUGUCGAUGCCGUGGAGAGCCAAAACCCAGAUCAGCUGACUGGUGAAACUGAGGUAUCUGACUUGCAGAUUGACUUAAAUGACAACAUUGUUAACCAGGGGAUGGAGGAAGUAGAAGAAGAAGAUGAUGUGGGGGAUUUUGAGGCGAUCACUGAAGACACAGAUGAAGAGUAUGUUCCCGUCGAAGAGCCCGGUUCCUUAUCCCCGUCCACUUCAACGGCACAGAAGCGCAAGGCUCAGAGUAAAACGGACAAAAGUGAGAAUGGAGAGGCCGUGGAGGAAGACUCCAAAAAGGACUGUGUGCUGUGUCCCAUCUGUAACAAAUCCUUCAGGAGCAAAUACUACCUUAAAGUCCACAACAGGCGACACACAGGCGAGCGACCCUUUGGUUGCGCUAAAUGUGGAAAGAGAUACUUCAGGAAGGAGAAUCUGUCGCUUCAUGAGAUGAAAGACUGUGCUAAAGUGCAGACGUACACGUGCGUGACAUGCUCCUCCACGUUCAACGGGAAAGUAGAGCUGCGUUUGCACGUUGUGUCCCACACGGGGAAUAUGCCCCACAAGUGUUCAUCGUGUCCUGAACAGUUUAUGCACAAGAAAAACUUGACGAUUCACAUGAUGAAGGUCCAUGGUCAUCCCAAACCACAUGCAUGUUCCCAGUGCCCCAAAACCUUCCUAACUCGGACGGAGCUGCGUGUGCACGAAGCAGCCAAACAUCGAGGGGAGAAGCCGUUUGUGUGUGAGGAGUGUGGCCAUCGAGCGUCCAGUCGAAACGGCCUGCAGAUGCAUAUCAAAGCCAUUCACAGGAAUGAGCGGCCUUUUGUAUGUACCCUGUGUGGCCAUGCAUUCUCCCAGAAGAACAAUCUGAACAUGCAUCUGCGUAUACACAGCGGUGAGAGGCCUUACCAGUGUCAUCUCUGUGGGAAAACCUUCAGGACUCAAGCCAGUCUAGAUAAACACCAGCGGACACACACUGGUGAGCGUCCGUUCAGCUGUGAUGUGUGUGAGCAGCGAUUCACAGAGAAAGGCGCGCUCGUCCGUCACAAGGCCAGCAAACACGAGGAGGGUCGACCCCACUGCUGUCAAAUCUGUGGCAAGACCUUCAAAGCGAGGGAGCAGCUGCGUGUUCACCUGCGUCGCCACAAGGGCAUGAGGAAAUUUGAGUGCAUUGACUGCGGCUACAAGUUCACUCGACAGGCACACUUGCGACGGCACACUCAAAUCCACAAACGCACUGAGAACUACAACCCCCGGCAGAGGAAGCUGAGGAACCUGGUGGUGCAGGACGUGGAGGGAAGUCCUGAUGAGGACUCUCUGAUGGCCGGGAAGACCAAUUACAUCCCAGAGGCAACCGCUGACGUCCAGGAACCCACAAACCCAGAGCCAGGAGCUCUCGUAGUGGGGGUGGUGAUGGAGUCGAGCGUCCCUGUGAUGGAGGAGGCGUCCAAUCAGAACCUGGGACAUGUCGGGGUGGCGGAGAGCUUCUCUGUGCCAGAAGUGUUGCAGCAAACACAGCUGGACACAGAGGCGUUCGAGUCCACGAUAAAUACAGAGAACGUUUGAGAACAUACCCCUCAGAGUUUGUUUGUUUGUAGCCUUUAUUUAACCAGGUUAAAAAAUCCCAUUGAGAUCAACGAUCUCUUUUUCAAGGGAGACCUGCAGAGUUGAAGUCACUGUGAAGACCAUUUCCUAAUGAGAAGCACUUACUGUACAU